UUUCUCUCUCAUCCCCUCUCUCUCUCUCUCCAUGCCCGCAAAACUACCAUUCCUGAUUCCCAAUCCCCUUUGCCCCCAUUGCCCCAGAAACCACCAUUUUCACUUGCAAGUCCCACCAGGGCGCGCACGCCACCCCGCUAGUGCGCGCACCGCUCGAUACCUCUCAUGGCACCUAACAAUCUCCCCCGUCGGGGCUUCAUCGCCCUCGUUCUCUUGUCGUUGCAAAUUGUAAAUUCUUCCUGCAAGUUGGAAUCAGAAAUCCUUCUUGAUUUUAAACAGCCACUAAAAAUCAAUAACAAUGGUGGGAUCUUGUCCAGCUGGAACUCCUCGGUACCGCCUUGUUCCGGCGAUAAGGAGAAUUGGGACGGCGUUAUUUGCCAAAAUGGCACUGUCUGGGGACUAAAACUUGAAAACAUGGGAUUAUCGGGUGCCAUUGAUGUCGAAUCGCUCAACGAUUUGCCUGGCUUGAGAACAAUAAGCCUCAUGAACAAUAACUUCGAAGGCACGAUACCGGCUUUGAACGAACUCGGUGAGUUGAAAACGGUUUAUCUGUCGAAUAACAAGUUUUCUGGGAACAUAGAGGCCAAUGCCUUUGAGGGGAUGCAUUCUUUGAAGAAGGUUCAUUUGGAAAACAACCAGUUCACGGGUCCGAUCCCAUCGUCACUGACUACGUUGUCUAAGCUAAUGGAGUUGAGCCUCGAUGGGAAUCAAUUCGAAGGGCAGAUACCGGAUUUCAAACUAGGCGUUUUGAGAUUCCUUAAUGUGUCCAACAAUAGAUUGCAAGGCCCAAUUCCUGCAAGUCUCAGCCAGAUGAACGCGAGCUCGUUUUCAGGAAAUACAAAUCUCUGCGGAGCGCCAUUAGACCCAUGUCCUUCCGCUUCGGCUUCAAAGGUACCCACUGUAACGAUCGUGCUAGUCGCGGUAAGCGUGGUGGCUUUGCUGGCGGCCAUCAUUGUAAUCAUCAUCGUCCUCCAAAAGCGCGGCCACCAGACGCCACAAACAUCCGCAUCCUCGCCGCCACUGCAUGGCCACAGGAAGGUGGCCUCUGAUGACCUAGACAGGGCGGAGCAAGGUGGCGCAUCCCCAGCCCACUCUACCACCAGCAAGAAGGGGGAAAACGUAGGGAAGCUCUCAUUUUUAAGGGAGGACGUGGAGAAGUUUGACUUGCCAGAUUUGCUGAAGGCCUCAGCUGAAGUAUUGGGAAGUGGGUAUUUUGGGUCUUCCUAUAAAGCAGCUCUGAUGACUGGGAAAAUGAUGGUUGUGAAGAGGUUUAGGCAUAUGAACAAUGUUGGGAGAGAGGAGUUCCAAGAGCAUAUGAGGAGGCUUGGGAGGCUGAGGCACAACAACUUGCUUCCAGUUGUGGCUUUCUACUAUAGGAAGGAAGAGAAGCUUUUGGUUUCUGAGUAUGUUGACAAUGUCAGCUUGGCUGUUCAUCUCCAUGGCAAUCGUUCUCGUGGCCAUCCAUGCCCUGACUGGCCGACCCGGCUUAGAAUCAUCAAAGGAGUAGCAAAGGGCCUUCUCUACCUCUACAAUGAGCUCCCAAGCCUAAUCGUACCGCAUGGCCACCUAAAAUCCUCAAACGUUCUUCUCAAUGAAUCCUUUGAGCCUCUCCUCACCGACUAUGGGCUUGUACCAGUAGUCAACCAAGAGCAUGCCGAAGAUGUCCUGGUGGCGUACAAGUCCCCGGAAUACAAGCAGAGUAAUCGGGUAACCAAGAAAACCGACGUCUGGAGUCUUGGGAUCCUGAUACUGGAGAUCUUAACCGGAAAAUUCCCGGCAAACAUCCUGCAGCAGGGGAAAGGAGGCGACACAGAUUUAGUGACUUGGGUUCAUUCGGUUGUUCGCGAAGACCAGUGGAACGGGGACGAAGUGUUUGACAAGGACAUGGGAGCGGCGAAAAACUGCGAGGGGGAGAUGGUGAAGCUUCUGAAGAUAGGCAUGCGUUGCGCCGAGAGCGAUGUGGAGAAGAGGUGGGACAUGAAGGAGGCUAUCGAGAAGAUUGAGGAGGUGAAGGAGAAGCACAACGAUGAAGAGUUCUACUCAUCUUACACAAGUGAAGGAGAUGUGAAGUCUUCAAGAGGGUUGUCAGAUGACUUCUCCUACAACAUCAAUGGUUGAGAGAGAGAGACAGAGACAAAGAG
Rhododendron vialii is the source of this 2141-nucleotide messenger RNA. Its product is annotated as pollen receptor-like kinase 4. Gene Ontology annotation, molecular function: protein kinase activity; protein binding; ATP binding. The transcript is spliced from 3 exons. The record is from RefSeq and is a predicted model, not a curated record. Gene Ontology annotation, biological process: protein phosphorylation. NCBI's taxonomy places the organism in Eukaryota, Viridiplantae, Streptophyta, Magnoliopsida, Ericales, Ericaceae. The coding region runs from base 166 to 2118 and encodes 650 amino acids.